AUGAGAAAUGUUCGACACACAAAUCUUGUCUCAGUGAUCACUACUUGCUCUAGCAAACACAUAAGAGCCUUUGUUUUGCAAUACAUGCCCAAUGGAAGUCUUGAUACUUGGUUGUACAAAGAAGAUCGCCACUUGAUCCUUCUUCAAAGAGUCACCAUAAUGCUUGAUGUGGCUGUGGCAAUUGAGUAUCUACAUCAUGGUAAUGACACCCCGAUAGUUCAUUGUGACCUAAAGCCAACCAAUGUUCUUUUGGAUGAAGAAAUGGCGGUACAUGUUGGUGAUUUUGGCAUCUCUAAGAUUUUAGCUGUAAGCAAGUCUAUGGCACAUACAGAGACAUUAGGCACUCUUGGAUAUAUUGCACGUGUACACUAG
This is a messenger RNA of Lycium ferocissimum, 372 nucleotides long. Its product is annotated as receptor kinase-like protein Xa21. NCBI's taxonomy places the organism in Eukaryota, Viridiplantae, Streptophyta, Magnoliopsida, Solanales, Solanaceae. The transcript has a single exon. The coding region runs from base 1 to 372 and encodes 123 amino acids. Gene Ontology annotation, molecular function: ATP binding; protein kinase activity. Gene Ontology annotation, biological process: protein phosphorylation. The record is from RefSeq and is a predicted model, not a curated record.